AUGGCAGUCUGCUCCAUCAACGCCUCAGCUACAAUUCUUCCCCUCCUCAUAACAGCGAGCUUAACGAUAUGCCAUUUAACCAGUCCGGUCUCAGCUAGCAACCGUCUGAAUCCUGGAGAGCGUCUUCAUACGUUCUAUUCCCUCACAUAUCAAGGUCGAUAUAAAUUGGAAAUGAACAAAUUUUGUGACCUCGUCUUUACAGAUAUGUCGCAAAAUAAAGAGAUAUGGGCGUCGGGGACGCGGGGAAAGGGUUUUUUCUGCACCCUAAAAAUGCAAAGUGAUGGAAAUCUAGUCAUGUACAAAGGCAUGGGCACAGUUGUCUGGGCCAGUAACACCAAUCUGCAGAGCUCGAAUAAUAGGUUUUUUCUUGAAGUCACAGAGAACGUCGCCAUCCGCGACAAUAAAAAUGUUAUUAUUUGGUUUAAUGGCAUCAAUUUUGCCCACUGA
This is a messenger RNA of Phalaenopsis equestris, 447 nucleotides long. Its product is annotated as mannose-specific lectin-like. Lineage: Eukaryota; Viridiplantae; Streptophyta; Magnoliopsida; Asparagales; Orchidaceae. The transcript has a single exon. The record is from RefSeq and is a predicted model, not a curated record. Bases 1 to 447 code for a protein of 148 amino acids.